AUGGGGCCAUUUCCAUCUUCUUUUGGAAAUCAAUACAUCUUCGUAGCGGUUGACUAUGUUUCCAAAUGGAUUGAGGCCAUCACCUCUCCUACUAAUGAUGCAAAAGUAGUAAUGAAACUAUUUAAGAAAAUAAUUUUUCCAAGGUUUAGGGUGCCAAGGGUUGUAAUAAGCGACGGAGGGUCUCACUUCAUUUCUAAACAUUUUGAAAAACUUUUACAAAAAUUUGGAGUGAAACACAAAGUUGCAACCCCAUACCAUCCACAAAGAAGUGGCCAAGUUGAAGUUUCAAAUAGGCAAAUAAAGGCUAUUCUUGAAAAUACUAUUUCAAUUUCUAGAAAAUAUUGGUCAAUUAAGCUUGAUAAUGCUCUUUGGGCUUAUCGAACGGCAUACAAGAAUCCCAUUGGAAUUACUCUUUUCAAACUAAUUUAUGGGAAGUCUUGUCACCUUCCGGUAGAACUACAGCACAAAGCUUAUUGGGCAAUUAAGAACCUCAACUUAGACCCAAAAUUAGCUGGAGAGAAAAGAAAACUUCAAUUAAGCGAGUUAGAAGAACUUAGGAUGGAUGCUUAUGAAAAUGCCCGCAUUUACAAAGAAAGAACUAAAAAAUGGCAUGACAAGCAUAUCAUAAAAAAAGACUUCAAGAGCGCUGACCUCGUGCUGCUCUUCAACUCUAGAUUGAAAGUUUUUCGAGGAAAACUAAGGUCGAGAUGGUCCGGCCCUUUUCAAGUCCGUAAGGUCUACCUUUAUGGGGCUAUCGAGAUUUUUCUGAAGAAAGCGGACCAUUCAAAGUUAAUGGCCAAAGGCUAA
Molecule: messenger RNA, 807 nt
Organism: Medicago truncatula (barrel medic)
Lineage: Eukaryota; Viridiplantae; Streptophyta; Magnoliopsida; Fabales; Fabaceae
Exons: 1
Coding region: 1-807 (268 amino acids)
Biological process (GO): DNA integration
Molecular function (GO): nucleic acid binding
Source: RefSeq, a predicted model, not a curated record